Messenger RNA from Chondrus crispus (carragheen), 366 nucleotides. RefSeq lists its product as hypothetical. The record is from RefSeq and is a predicted model, not a curated record. The transcript has a single exon. Lineage: Eukaryota; Rhodophyta; Florideophyceae; Gigartinales; Gigartinaceae. Bases 1 to 366 code for a protein of 121 amino acids.
AUGUCGAAGGCGUUUGCGGACGUGCAGAUUGACGUCGCGAGCGCGACCGUGAAGACGUUUGCGAAGCGCGUCGAGAAUCACUUCUUCGUCACCAAGCAGGGGUUUAAGGAGCCGCUCAAGGCGGAGGAUAUUGAGAAAGCGUUAGAGAGCGUGAUGAAGGGCUUGCUGAGCGUGGGGAGGCCGGCGCCGAAUGAGACCUUAUGGUAUCAGACAAGGGAUGGCACGGAAAUGAUGAUUGCCGAAGCCAUUUUCAUCGAUGAGGUUAACAAUCAAGAGCUCGCUUGCUUCAAGUUCUCGCAGUUUGAGACCCCGAAUUUUAGGGGGAGACUCCCAGAGGCGCCAUACCGCCCGGUCUCGAUGCAGUAA